AAAAGAUCGGUUGAUUUGCUACAUUUCCGAGCCACGUUGCCGGAGUUCGUUCCUUCAGGGGCAGGGCGGCUGUUUGUAGUUGGGGAGCCUGCACGGUAGCUUACCUUUCAUCGAGGGAAUCGACUCGAUUCCCUUCCGGGAAGGCUGACUGAUUUCGGGUUUGUGUUUUGCGUUCCAGGUAAACGUUUUUCUGGACAUCAGCUUCCGGAUUGCCAUCACGUAAGGAUAAGAAAUGAGUGUUGGAUUCAUUGGAGCCGGCCAGUUGGCCUUCGCUUUAGCCCGAGGCUUCACAGCCGCAGGUGUGUUAGCUGCUCACAAGAUUACAGCAAGUUCGCCUGACCAGGAUUUGCCCACUGUUGGAGGUCUGAGGAAACUUGGUGUCAAUUUCUCCCCGAGCAACAAGGACACUGUUCAAAAGAGCGAUGUACUAUUUCUUGCCGUCAAGCCACCCAUUAUCCCCUUCGUACUGGAUGAAAUUGCUCCUGAUAUUGAAGACCGCCACUUGAUUGUGUCUUGUGCUGCUGGAGUCACCAUUAACUCCAUAGAGAAGAAACUAUCCUCUGUGUACCAAUUUCCGAAAGUGAUCCGCAUGAUGACCAACACCCCUGUGAUUGUACGAGAGGGGGCUACGGUGUAUGCCACAGGAAUGCACGCAGAGGUCGAAGACGGGAACCUGUUGGAGCAGCUGAUGUCCAGUGUCGGAUACUGUGUGGAGGUGGAGGAGGAUCUGAUCGAUGCAGUCACUGGGCUCAGUGGCAGUGGUCCUGCCUAUGCUUUCACAGCAAUAGAUGCUUUAGCAGAUGGUGGAGUGAAGAUGGGUCUCACUCGUAGGUUGGCUAUUCGACUUGGUGCUCAAGCAUUGCUGGGAGCAGCAAAGAUGCUGCUGGAGUCAGAACAGCACCCUGGGCAACUGAAAGAUAAUGUUUGUUCACCAGGUGGUGCCACCAUCCAUGCUAUACACUUCCUGGAGAGUGGGGGGUUCCGCAGUCUGCUCAUCAAUGCUGUUGAGGCAUCCUGUGUGAGAACAAGGGAUCUGCAGUGUAUGGCUGACCAAGAAACCGUUUCCCCUGCUGCUAUCAAAAAGACCACCCUGGACAAGGUGAAACGGACUGCCUCAAAAGCUGGCAUCAGUCACUUAAAUAAAUACUCUGGAAGCAAGAAAUUCUAAGUACAGAAUGGUUACUGAAACUGACUUUGUAGGCAGACGAGAAUGAAACUUGGGUAUUGUUACUAAUGGUUUGAUAUAUAUUCAGUGAAGAUCAGGGGUUUGCUUUUGUAACCACUGUCUACUGAUACUGAUUUUUAGAAUAUGAAGGUAAGCAUUCACAUCAAGUUCUGUUGAGGCUGACAGUUGACUGUGCUGUCUUUGUGCAAAGUAAUAUUGUUUGUAAUUUUACAGCAGUCUGUUGCUCCCCUUUUCUUUCCUUCUGGAGUAUUGAUCCCUAAUGCACAAAACCAAUAUUUUUUGAUUUUUUUGUAUGAAUUUUCCUGACAAGCAGCGCUUUUGCAUUGCUCUCUGCUUAGUCAAUUUUCUUUUCCCUUUUCACCCCUUUCUCUCUCUCUCUGCCCCCCCCCGCCGCCGCCGCCCCGUGCUGGCACCAGGCCUAUUAAUUCCAUGGAUUUCAAUUCUGCCUACAACUUGUUUUUUAUCUGGUUUUUGUUUUCCAAAGGGGCAUUUUUAAUACAAUGUCCCUAUAUACAAGAUCAACUACACUACCUUUAUCUGUUAUUGAAGAAACGAAUCAAGUUUGUUGGACUGUUCAGAGUUGACUGUUAUUCAAGUGAAAACUAAUUGUGUCCUAGAAAUCGUUUUCAGGGAUCUAAACUUUAGCAGAAUGGCAGUGGAGGUUUCUCCAAAGAUGACCAGCAUUUUGUCCAGCUGCAUAAUAAUGCAGCAGAAUGCAGAAUGAAACUUGUACUUCAUUUGAUAUGAAACGUCAUCACAUCUUGAGAUUUAGUUUUCCUAUGCACUAUUGGCUAGGGGUGUCCCACCCUUCAUUCUCAGUCUUCCUAGGAGAUAUGCAGCACAGACUUACGGACCAUAUUAUGAAUUUGUAAUUAAUGAGAAGAUGAAUAAUUCAACUAUCUUCCAGCUUUAAGCGCACAACUGUUGCCUAGGCUGAAGCAGUGAUUAUUAAUUGGACUCUCCAAACCUACAUCUUUAAGAUUCGAAAUAUAAAUUUUUAAUUUGGGCUUUUAUCAGAUUUCUAACUUUCAAACGUUUCAAUGUCAAUACACUUGCCACUUUUUUGAAUUAUUCGUCAUUGGCAUUGAAGCUUGCUUCAAAGUGAAGUAAGAAAUAAGCUUUUUUUCAGUGUAGAAUAAUUGGACAAUCUCUCAAAACCCUGGUAACAGGACUAUUGUCUGUUCUGGUGUCUUAUACACUUUAGGUAUAGAGAAGAAACUUCAGGUCAAUAAUGUAUUUAGUGUUAAUAAAACAAGUGGUGGUAAAGCCUUAUUUUUAUGUCAAUUUUAUAUGCCACAUUCACAUCUUCUAGCUCAGAGCAAAAGAUUGAGAGACUUUUGGUCUGGUGAAUGUUGUGAAUUCCUGGGAGUGUUUGUGUACUUGUAAUGUAUGACCUAUAAAGUAGUGAGUUCCACCCACUAGUCCUAAUGGUUAGUGCAAAAUCCUGUCAAUAUUCUCCAGGCUAAUACUCAAUUCUACAGCAGAAGAUAAAUUGAGCAAAAGAACACAUUUGUAGAUCAACAGUCAGUUUGGAAAAAUCUUUCAGAAUGAAAUGUCAGGAUAGUGCCUUUCUAUAGUUUCCUACUACUUUAAAAACAAAUUCUUCAGUUUUUUUUUAGUGCUACAGAGCUUGCUGCUUAUCUAGCAAAGCACGAUCGCCGUCCGGUUAAUGGUUAGAGGUAUUUACUGAUUAAAGAAAUUAAACUGCAACACCUCUUGUAUUUUUUUAAAAUAUCUGGGCCAGAUUGAGGGUGAUUAGCGAGUCAUGGUGUGAUUGUGCCAGCAAUUGACUUGAUAAAAAGUUUACCAAUCUGUUGAUCUUUUCUUCCAGCUAACUUCUUAUGAUUGCUAGUUGCAAAAUAAGUCAAUAGUAUGCUUCCCAUAUACCAAGAAAAUGAAUAAUUCUAUGACUGGCUGAUAAUCUAUCUUUUUGAGUCAGUCUUUGCUUUGCAAUAUUGUACUAUUACAAGUGAAACACCAAAAAUAUUUUAACAGGGCCUGCAUUCUUCCCAAUGUGCAAAUGGAAGCGGAAAAGAAGAGCCUGCCUCUCUGCAAUUAUGCAGGUCAAGUGGCUACUGACAUUGUAGCUGGACAAUUGCCUUUCUUUGACUUAAACAUUAUUGCUUCUUAACCCUUGCCAGCUUUUCCUGUUGUCUUUUUUUUUCACAUUUGCAAAAUGGCUGCAAGGGGCAUCUGCUCAAGUGAUUGAUUGGAACAACCAAACCUGGAUGUCUGGCUUCAAGAUAAUAAAAUGUGAGGCUGGACGAACACAGCGGGCCAAGCAGCAUCUCAGGAGCACAAAAGCUGACGUUUCGGGCCUAGACCCUUCAUCAGAGAGGGGGAUGGGGAGAGGGAACUGGAAUAAAUAGGGAGAGAGGGGGAGGCGGACCGAAGAUGGAGAGUAAAGAAGAUAGGUGGAGAGAGUAUAGGUGGGGAGGUAGGGAGGGGAUA
Stegostoma tigrinum is the source of this 3637-nucleotide messenger RNA. Its product is annotated as pyrroline-5-carboxylate reductase 1, mitochondrial-like. Lineage: Eukaryota; Metazoa; Chordata; Chondrichthyes; Orectolobiformes; Stegostomatidae. The transcript is spliced from 7 exons. Gene Ontology annotation, biological process: L-proline biosynthetic process. The record is from RefSeq and is a predicted model, not a curated record. The coding region runs from base 233 to 1168 and encodes 311 amino acids. Gene Ontology annotation, molecular function: pyrroline-5-carboxylate reductase activity.